Ornithodoros turicata is the source of this 1507-nucleotide messenger RNA. RefSeq names its product POC1 centriolar protein homolog A-like. Gene Ontology annotation, biological process: cilium assembly. NCBI's taxonomy places the organism in Eukaryota, Metazoa, Arthropoda, Arachnida, Ixodida, Argasidae. Gene Ontology annotation, molecular function: protein binding. The record is from RefSeq and is a predicted model, not a curated record. The transcript has 14 exons. Gene Ontology annotation, cellular component: ciliary basal body; centriole. Bases 225 to 1418 code for a protein of 397 amino acids.
UCAACAGUUUUGGCGGCCACUUUGAGCGGGAAGCAGAUGGGGGAACCGGUGCUCCCGUAAGCGCAUGAGUGACAGAUGCAGACGCGUUAUUCUUAAUACGAACCGGGUAUUAACAUUUGAUAUUGCACUUAAAUUGUGUGUCACUAAUCAUUCUUGGAGCUACACUUCUGAGAUUCACAGCUGUGUGUUGGCCAAGUGGACCCACGAGUCUUAAGAAAAUUAUUAUGGAUCCUACUCUUCUGCGACAGUAUAAAGGGAAUAAAGAUCGCGUAACGAGCCUUCACUUCAGUCCACAUGGAAAUCAACUCGCAUCUGGCAGUGCAGACAAGUGUGUUAUGGUUUGGCACCUCAACGAGGAGAAGAGAGCUUACAGGUUUCAAGGCCACACGGAUAUAGUCACAGAUGUGAGGUUUGCACCGUCAGGCAAUGUUAUGGCUUCAGCAUCUCGAGAUAUGACAGUUCGCCUCUGGGUGGUUAGCACGAAGGGGGAGUCAAAAUCAUUUAGAGCCCACACAGCAGCUGUCCGAAGCCUCGACUUUUCACCAGAUGGGCAACACUUGGCAACAUCAUCUGACGAUAAAACUGUCAAGGUAUGGUCAGUGCAAAGACAGCGCUUCAUUUAUUCCCUCACCCAGCACACAAACUGGGUGCACUCAAUCAGAUAUUCCCAAGACGGACGUCGAUUAGUUAGCUGUGGAGAUGACAAGUCCAUCAAGGUAUGGGAUGCCACUUCAAAGCAGUGCAUCUGCUCCUGUCCAGAGGUCGGCGGUGUACCACGGCGCGCGGACUUCCACCCGUCGGGUAACUACGUAGCUGCCGCUGGCACAGACGCCGUGCUUCGUCUAUACGAUGUACGCGCCAAGAAACUCCUGCAGGAAUACGAAGCUCACGAAGGAUGUGUGAACGACCUAUCCUUCCACUCUUCCGGUGACUUCAUUGCAACCGCCUCAUCCGACAUGUCUGCUAGAAUAUUUGACCUGCUCCAAGGAAGGCUGGUAUUCACACUGGGAUCCUGCGGAAGACCAGCCAAUGCCGUGUGCUUCAGCAGCUACGAUGGGAAACGGUUUGCAAUUGGAGGGGAUGACAACUGUGUCGCACUGUGGCAGUCCAACUACAGUCGCCCAGAUAAAAGUGGGGACCAAGAGCUUGAUUCCGACAAGAAUUUCUCGAAUGGAAACGAGAAUGUACCGGAGAAAGAGGACGCCGCUGUGAACGUAACCGGCGUAGAGGCGACAGAUAGCUGGCCGUCAGAUAGUGCUCUCGGAAACGAAGCAGUGGACACGCUGAAGGACACGAUUCAGCAGCUGAUAGCUCAAAUAGGACGCAUGACCCAAACGAUGUCCCUCAUGGAGGAAAGGGUGUCCGAGAUCGAACACCGGUUCCAAGACAGCAGUCAUCUCAACAACGAGGAUGCGUAGAUUCAUCAACCGGUGGCAUUGUAAUUUUAAAGCAAGGUGACUGAUCUUCUCAAGCUAUAUUUAACGAAUAAAAUGGUUGCAGUGCGGCA